Messenger RNA from Haemonchus placei, 879 nucleotides. The record is from the annotation of a GenBank genome assembly. NCBI's taxonomy places the organism in Eukaryota, Metazoa, Nematoda, Chromadorea, Rhabditida, Trichostrongylidae.
UUAGAUAACAAUUAUUUUCCGGAGGACCCUCGAUCUUAUGACGAUCUUCUGAUGGUUGCCGAUUCUAUUAGAAGCCGAGUUGGUGAAAAAGCCAACGUCGAAGUAGGAAUUAUCUGUGGUUCCGGACUUGGGCCUAUUGGGGAUCAGGUAGAAGACGCGUUUGUUCUACCGUAUGAGAAGAUUCCCGGAUUUCCAUCUGUGAAAGUCGUUGGACACAAAGGCAAUCUGAUAUUCGGACGCAUAGGAGGAAAGAAAGUUGUUUGCAUGCAGGGCCGUUUCCAUCCUUACGAGCACGAAAUGGACUUAGCCCUCUGUGCGUUUCCAGUCAGGGUAAUGCACCAACUUGGUGUCAAGCGACUGGUAGUAUCAAAUGCCGCAGGAGGAGUUAACCCAAACUUCAAAUAUGGGGACCUCAUGCUCAUAAAGGACCACAUAUUUAUGCCAGGUCUCGCUGGUUUUUCUCCACUUGUAGGCUUGAAUGAUGGACGUUUCGGACCACGCUUCGUUUCCGUUCACGAUGCCUACGACAAAAACCUAAGGGCGCUCGCGAAAGAGAUCGCAAAGAAGCAUAACAUUCAACUACAGGAGGGAGUUUACGUGAUGAAUGGAGGUCCACAAUAUGAAUCUCCAGCAGAGGUGGCGAUGUUGAAAAUGGUUGGAGCAGAUGCUUUGGGAAUGUCUACAUGUCACGAGGUCACGGUAGCUCAACAAUGCGGAAUCAAAGUGCUCGGCUUCUCCCUCAUCACUAACAUUGCCAAUACCAACGUCGAUAAUGCAGUAGUCGUUUCACAUGAGGAAGUGCUACAAACGGCAAAAGACGCUGGCGAUCGUGCUUCAAAAUUCGUCAAAGAAAUCAUAGGCCAAUUUCCUUCGGAAUGA